AAAACACUCGCCUCGCCCGCCAUUCGAACCUCGACCAUGCUCGCGCGUUUGUUACUCAUCGCCCUGUGCGCACGCGCCGCCCUCCCCGCCUCCAACUGGUACAAAACCGCCCCGAAGGGCGCCAAAAUCCCCCUACCCGAUCUCCCCGUCUCCACCCUGAACCCCGCCACGGCCUACCUCAAAAUCCGCGCCCGAAUCCCCGCCAUCGACGCCCGGUUCUUCCCCGCCGCCCGCCCCUCCCUCGCGACGCUCUCGGCGGCGUCCUGCGGCGUCCGACGCCUGGCGCCCGGCGCCUUCUCCCCCCUACCCAACCUCCUCGCUCUAUCCUUGCACGACAACAAAAUCCACAGCGUCGAAUCGGGAGUGUUCAAUACCCUCGCUCGCUUGAGGGAGUUGUCCUUGCACAGGAACAGGAUUCGCUACGUGGAGAGCGAGGCGUUCGACAACAUGACCGGUUUGGUGACGGUGAGAUUGAACAGCAACUUUUUGAUUUAUUGGGACGGUAACUGGUUCAAAAACACCCCGAAUUUGGUGCAGGCGUUCUUCAGGAGGAACUCCAUCAGGAGUCUGCCGAGCGCGGCUUUCGCGAACUUAUCGAACGAUUCGGUGAAGAUUUAUUUGAGCAAAAACAGCAUCGCCAGCGUGGAGGAGUCGGCUUUGCGCGGCUUGAGGAGUUUGAGCCAGUUGUGGUUGGAUAGAAACGAAAUCGGGGAUUUGCACGAGAAGCUGUUGGGCGAUGUGGAGACGAUGGAGGUGCUUUUCCUGGCGAAGAACGCGCUCUCCGGGUUUCCCGAUCGGCUGUUGGAGAACCUGCGCGUGGAUUUGGUGACGCUGGAUUUGAGCGACAACGAUAAUUUGAGCUGUUUGAGCUACGGGGCGGUGGUGAAGGCGAAAAUGACGCAUUUAAAAGGGAUUAGGCGGCUGGAUUGCGCGUGCGUGGCGAAUUUGAGGAGGAUGCUCGCGGCGAACGGGGAAAAUAACGAAAUAAACAGCGAUUGUCCUUAAAUUUGU
Phyllotreta striolata is the source of this 1011-nucleotide messenger RNA. Lineage: Eukaryota; Metazoa; Arthropoda; Insecta; Coleoptera; Chrysomelidae. The record is from the annotation of a GenBank genome assembly.